UUGGUUCGGCGCGAGCGCUUCUUCGUUCGUCUCCCUCGACGCGCUCCAUUCCCGACCCAGAUUCUGGUCGGAAUCCCUUCUCAAAGCAGUCAGUCGGAAACCAAUCGCAGAUUCAAUAGGUUAGGGUGACCCACGGCGUCAAACUCGGGACAAGCGGUACCAUCUUGUUCUUGAAUUAUUUGUGUUUUCUUUUCUUCUGCACUACCACAUCUGUGUUUUUCUUGAAUGGGAGUGGUGGUUGUUUCAGAUUCAAGCAAUAGAAAUAUACUCUGCUUAUCAUCUCUUCGUCAUGCUUACCGAUAGCUCAAUCUUCGAUUGCCUUGCUGUGGUUGUAGCGAAGGUUUCAUGUCGGAUUCUCACCGAUGUGGUGACUCGUAGUUUUAUGUACGACUCUGAUUUGGGUUCUUUUAUUAGGGAUGUUGAAUCAUUGAGCGCUAUAAGGAUUAGAUUACUAGGAUAUAAAAGAAUUAUUAAGUUGAAGCUCUUCUACAUGUAGAGGUAUCGUAUCCUCCUCAAUUUGGGUGGUUCUUUUCUCAUCAUUGAUUUAAGAAUUUAAUGUGUGGAACCAAUGGUUUUGUAGAGUAUCAACUUAGACUUAUUCAGCUAUGUUUUCCCUUGAUGUUUCUUUUUAGUAAUUUUCUCUUUUUAUUCCAAUAGUUUUAUCUUCAUUUUCUAACCUUCUUUUAUGUUUACAAAAUUAAGCUUUAACUUUAAGCUUCCAUGAAAAUAUUUUGGUGGACUUUCCAACUUGACUGUUCCAUUUGAUAUUUGCAAAAAUCAUUUCACGAUAAACUUAGGCUUGUUCAUGUCAUCAUCAAUAUCAAGAUUCUAAGUUUUUGUUCUCCCAUUCAGACAAGAUCGAUAAGAGCGAUCGGAAACAUGUACAUUCAGUUGCUAACCUAGUAAAAAACAAACCCCAUGAGACUCCCAUCAAUGCUGGAUUUGGUGAGGGUCAUCUCAGUGAUUUAAGAUAAGUUUUUCUAUAAUUCAACCUUGGUCAUUUAUGUCGCAAUGAAGUGACCUUAUCGUCGUACUAAUUUGUAUAUCCAAAUUGAAGAUGGUAAUUAUUAAUUUGUUAUACUAGUGUUAUAGAUAUUGGCAGUGAUGAAGGUCUUUGGGCAAAUUUAUUAUGCUUGUUGCUUGUUACCCUUUUAAUGGAAAUCAGUACUUGAGGGUUGCUAUCAUGGCAUCAGUCUUAAUCUUCACAUUAUUUAUUGCAUUUGUGGUGGGUUAACAUAGGCCUCGUUUUAAAGACACAAUGCUUUGGUAUGAAAACAUCCCAAACUGGUGAAUAUUCUUAUUGCAAAGUUCAGUAGAUUAUGAUAUAUAAAUUAUACCGAAUGAUCGAUAUUUACGAUUUUGUUAUUGUUAUUGUUGUUGUAUAUAGAUUGCGCCUGUAUAUAACAAUAGAGAUUAAGAUAAUUCUCAAACUUUAUUCUUGCCAAGUUUCCAUGAACUUUAUUUUAGCUUAUCUCCAUGAACUUUAUUCUUUGCCGUGAAUAAGAACGACUUCAAACCAUCUUUUCCUCGGGCUCGGGUUCCAACUGCAUGUUUUGAGGUACCUUAAGCACUCUCUAUGCUACACAUGAAUAGCAUUACUCUUUUACUCUUUUCAGUUUCUUUUUAUCUUAUUCCCAUUUGUUAUUUGCAUUCUUGACUAUGGUGAAGUUUGGUGAUUAGAGUUGCUUUAUUCUUUCCUUGGCGGGCAACUUAGGGCCACUGUGGUCCUUCAAACGCUAUGAUACCAUCAGCUGCCGGUGUCCUGUUAGUUUCAUCUGUACCUCCUCAUUUGAUGCUGAUUACCACUUGCCUAUCAUUAAUUGAUUUUGAUCAUUAUGUUGGGCCAAAAUGUUUUUGCCUGAGAGUUCAGUCUGCACGCAACAAUUGAUUUGGAGGUCAAGGUCUUUGCAAGACCCUACUGCUUUUCCUUUUUGACUCAUCUUUAGUGUGUGCUUAACAAAAGCCAGAGGCCUUGAUGGAAGUGCUGGUAUCAAUAGGAUGUGGUCCUCGAAGAGCGGGGAGUCACAACAGGCUGAAAGCCUCACUAUCUUAGCUGGGUUGAGAAGAGUAUAAUAGCAGACCUAAGCAAUGUUGGCAUCAGAAUUGGAUUCUGAGAAGAUUAUUAGCCAUUUAAAAUCACUCUUUGGACGUUCCCUGGUUGCUGGGAUCAAUACUUAUUGACUUAGCUUCGAUGGCUAUGGAAGUUAAUGUAGUCGAUUUUUGCAGUGUAAGCAGGAAUGAGAAUCCUGAAUGAAACGACAGAUUCUACUUCAAAAACAGAAGCAAAAGGGGGCUAAACUUGAUUGGCUCCAAGUUAAAACUCAAGCUGAUGUUGUCUUGCUGAUUGUAAUUGUUCUUCCCAGUUUUUACUUCUAUUUUGCUGGCAAGAUUAUGAUUGCCACACCAUAAGGUGGUCAACGAGUCACUUGGUAUGAUUUGAUAUCUGUGAGAAACCCUUUCACGAAGGCCGGCUCUGUAUCUGCUCCUGUGUGUUGCUCCUUGUUGCUGCUACCCUUUUCAUCAAACACGGAUGCCUUUAUCCAACAACAUCCAUUGUAUUUUGUGUGACUGAGGGUUGAAGAACCUCAUCUUUUGAGCAUGACCGGUGGUAAAACACAUACAUUGUGUUUCCGUGGAUGAUUUUUGUGUGAAUGCUUGUGAUACUACCACCUGUUCUUCUACCCUGGCACGAUGAUGACCAUUCUCUUUGCUCCUUAUAAUGGAUCAAGAAGACCCCAAUUUCUGCAUGGCCAGCGUCGGGACAAGUACGAGUGCCUCUCCCUCGCUCUCACCUCGUGGCUCGUGAAACGCCUCCCAUCCAUGCCCGCCUACGGCUGGUCAUGUCUCCGAUUGCGCCUUCUCCUCGUAGUUGGAAAGAGAACCGCAGCAUCGCCGCGGAGUUCGAGGGAGCUCUUCUCAUCUCCAGCAGCCUCUUCCCGUACUUCAUGCUGGUGUCCCUGGAAGCCGGCGGCCCCGUCCGGGCCCUCGCGUUGCUCCUCCUCGCCCCCCUCGUGCGGCUCUUGGAGCUCGCCGGCCUCGAGUGCGUCGCUCUUCGAGUGAUGAUCUUCGUCGCCACAGCGGGCCUCAGGGUGGUCAAUCUCCAGGCGGCCGCGAAGGCCACCCUCCCCAAGUUCUACCUGGAGAACCUCCGGCGCAGCGCGUACCGUGUCUUCGCCGGCUGCGGUGGCAAACGGUACGUGAUCACCUCGUGCCCGAGGAUCAUGGCGGAGCCGUUCUCCAGGGAGUACCUGGACGUCGACGGCGUGCUCGGCACGGAGCUGAGGGCGUUCCAGGGGUUCUUCCUGGGCUUGACGUCCCCGGGCGGCUUCAUGUCUGGCUCCCGGCGGCUCGAAGCUCUCCACGCGGCCAUGGCAGGUGCCGAGGUGAUCGACGUUGGACUGUGCGGGAAGGACAGAGAUCAGCCCUUCAUGUCCUUGUGCGCGGAACGAUACUGCAUCACACCACAGGACGCAGCCCAACCCGUGCCAAGAAGCGAGUACCCGAAGCCGUUGAUCUUCCACGACGGUCGUCUGGUGGCGCUACCUACGCCGCUGGAUUCUCUCAUCGUUCUCCUGUGGAUACCUUUCGGAGUCGUAUUGGUCACGUUAAGGAUCCUCGUAGGCCUUUCCUCCCCUUACAAGAUGUGCCUCCUGUGCACCGCCGCCACCGGCGUUCGCAUCAGGGCCCAAUUCCACGAGCCCCGAUCCGACGCCGCCACACGCAGCAGGAGCCACACAUUGUUCGUCUGCAACCAUCGGACGCUCGUCGACCCCGUGAUCAUAUCAACCGCCCUCCGGCGGAAGGUAACAGCCGUCACGUACAGCGUCAGUAGACUGUCGGAGCUGAUCUCGCCGAUCCCGACCAUCCGACUGAGGCGGGACCGCUUCGAGGACGGUGCGAGGAUGCGGUCGUCGCUGGGCCACGGCGACUUGGUGGUGUGCCCGGAGGGCACCACCUGCCGGGAGCCGUACCUGCUCCGGUUCAGCCCGUUGUUUGCGGAGAUCGCCGAGGACAUCGUGCCGGUCGCCGUCACCAACGAGGGGAGCAUGUUCUACGGCACCACCGUGCGGGGGCACAAGUGCUUGGAUUCCUUCUUCUUCCUCAUGAAUCCCCGCCCUUCCUACGGGUUGGAUUUCUCGGCGAAGGUACCAGGCGGGCAGAAAUCCAAGUACGAUGUGGCCAAUCACAUCCAGCAGGCGAUCGGGCGAACGAUUGGGUUCGAGUGCACCAACUUGACGCGCAAGGACAAGUACAGAAUGCUCGCCGGCCAUGAUGGCUUGGACCCAAGGAAAUGAUACAAGCUCGUACCAACCAAGUGAAUGGAUGUCACACCGUCUUGUCUCUCAGUUGUGUAGUGAACGACCAUAGUACAUUAGCAUAUGCAUGUAGAGGUCAAAGAGGUAGGU
Messenger RNA from Musa acuminata AAA Group (dessert banana), 4406 nucleotides. RefSeq names its product glycerol-3-phosphate acyltransferase RAM2-like. The record is from RefSeq and is a predicted model, not a curated record. Gene Ontology annotation, molecular function: phosphatase activity; glycerol-3-phosphate 2-O-acyltransferase activity. Gene Ontology annotation, cellular component: membrane. NCBI's taxonomy places the organism in Eukaryota, Viridiplantae, Streptophyta, Magnoliopsida, Zingiberales, Musaceae. The coding region runs from base 2841 to 4295 and encodes 484 amino acids. Gene Ontology annotation, biological process: cutin biosynthetic process. The transcript is spliced from 3 exons.